AUGGCACUCUUCCGCAGCUCCUCCGGCUUAGACGCCAUACUCAGCCGUCCCGACGACACCUUGUGGGAGCGGUUGCGCUCGAACCCGCUGACGACGAUCGCUAGAUACCUGAACAACGCCUUUCCCGUUUCGUUCCCUACCAGAAGGCCCGAGAUGAAUACUGGCGACGGAGACGGCUCGGUGACGGUGGUCUGCAUCUCGGACACGCACAACUCCCAACCACGCCUUCCAUCUGGAGACAUUCUCAUCCACGCGGGCGACCUCACGGCGUCGGGCACGAAGGAUGAGUUGCAGCGUGCGCUGAACUGGAUCAAAGACAAGCCUCACAGAUACAAGAUUGUGGUCGCCGGGAACCACGAUCUAUGUCUCGAUGAGAACUUUCCGACCUCUCAGAAAGGAAGGGUCCCCCCAGAGGCCGAGGCCGAUCUAGACGAGGACAAGAAAGAGGUCGAAGGAAGAGGAGACGAACCUUUGGACUGGGGCGACAUUAUUUACCUCAACCACACCUCAGCCACCCUCAGACUCCCCAACCACCACCGUGAGAUCCGCAUCUACGGCAGCCCCUGUACCCCUCAACACGGCAACUGGGCAUUUCAGUACCCGCGCUCCCUCCAGCCGGACCCAUGGGCCGACACCGUGCCCCCGGCCACUGACAUCCUCGUCACCCACGCGCCGCCAAAGGGUCACAUGGACGACCCGCGCGGUAACUGGGGGUGCGAGUUCCUCUUGCGGGAAGUCUGGCGUACGCGGCCGCGGUUACAUGUCUUCGGCCAUGUCCACUGCGGACACGGGAGGGAGGCGGUUGCAUUUGAUGCCCUGCAGGAGGCGUAUGAGGAUGUUGUGCUGCGCGAGGCUGUUGCGAAGGAGAGUAGGGGGUUGAGGCCUUGGGUUGAAGGGUGGAUGGCACUGGGGAUGUGUUUUGCGGCUUGGGCUAGUGUGUGGUGGAACGGUGGGAGGAGGACAAAGGGAGAGACUGUUCUUGUGAACGCUGCCGUUGUAGGGGGCAUCAAGGACCGGUUAGUGAGGGAAGCUAUAGUUGUUAGGAUAUAG
Molecule: messenger RNA, 1050 nt
Organism: Colletotrichum spaethianum
Lineage: Eukaryota; Fungi; Ascomycota; Sordariomycetes; Glomerellales; Glomerellaceae
Product: putative Rho-type GTPase-activating protein 4
Exons: 1
Coding region: 1-1050 (349 amino acids)
Molecular function (GO): hydrolase activity
Source: RefSeq, a predicted model, not a curated record